UCUGGAUGGAACGUAUUAAUGCUAUACAAAAAGGAAAGCGAAGGAGAAGGCGAAGGCUCUCAAGGGAAGCGCUCCUCCAAAAAUGGCGGAGAUGUCUCUUCUCCAUCGUUCUCCUCUGACGACGAUGACAACCACCUUCAGAAACUCAAUAUCUAAAUCCGUCUCUUCCAGAAUUUUUUGCAACAAGCUUAUGUGGGACACGUCAAUGGUGUCUCCUUCUUAUUCUCGCAGUUGGUCUACUUCGACGGCCCGAAGGAGCCGCGGAGGAAAUCAAACGAUUAGAGUCUCGGCGGAGUCAACGUCGUCACCGUCGUUUGGUUCUCGACUCGAAGAGACUGUCAAGAAGACCAUUGUGGAAAAUCCCGUCGUCGUUUACUCCAAGACUUGGUGCUCUUAUUCGAUGGAAGUGAAGGCGUUGUUUAAGCGGCUUGCGGUGGAACCAUUUGUAAUCGAAUUAGACGAGAUGGGUCCACAAGGGCUCCAGGUGCAGAAGGUAUUAGAGCGUCUUACUGGACAGCAUACUGUUCCGAAUGUUUUCAUUGGAGGGAGGCACAUCGGUGGCUGUACUGAUACUGUGAAACUGCACAGAAAAGGAGAACUUGCAGCUUUACUUGCAGAAGCUGGCGUUGAGAGCACCCAAAGCUUACAACCUUGAGUGGAAGUUAUAAAGCUUGUGAUGGAAAAAGAGCAGGAAGUACCCACCAGCACUCAGUCAUGGUCAUUGUAAUUGUUCGACUCAUCCAUCCCACUCGUUGUGUGCAGUUUGUUGUCAUGCCCUUGUUGCUAUUUUAUCUGUUCUUUCAUUGGGGGACAAUUUCUUUGAUUCUCAAAUCUGCUGAAACGCACCACAUGGAAAAGCUACAAAGCUAUUCAGGUUGUCAGGAAACUUUCUUGUUUAAAACAAUCUUAUAUCAUUGUUUAAUACAUUUAAUAUGUGCUUAAUAUA
Messenger RNA from Nymphaea colorata (pocket water lily), 946 nucleotides. RefSeq names its product monothiol glutaredoxin-S10-like. Gene Ontology annotation, biological process: cellular response to oxidative stress. Bases 83 to 655 code for a protein of 190 amino acids. Gene Ontology annotation, cellular component: cytoplasm. Gene Ontology annotation, molecular function: glutathione disulfide oxidoreductase activity. The record is from RefSeq and is a predicted model, not a curated record. The transcript is spliced from 5 exons. NCBI's taxonomy places the organism in Eukaryota, Viridiplantae, Streptophyta, Magnoliopsida, Nymphaeales, Nymphaeaceae.